AUGAAAUCCGCUCCCGAACGAUUUUACGGUCUUGAGUCGAAGCCGGAUCUCAUAGUGAAGUGGGAUGAUGCUUUGGCAGCCAAGGCGAUGGUGGAAGCAGUUGAGCCAGACAAUCACGGAGAUUUUUUCGAGACCCGAAACUCAAUGCUUCCCACGAAGAGGUAUAUGGGACCGCCGGAGGAGAAAGUGUGCUUGAUUCUGCUAAACUCCUUCAAAAAAUAUGCAGAUAAGACAGAUGCAAAAGUGCAAUGUCAAUGCAAAGUCAAACAGUGCGCAAUAGAAACCAAGGGCGAUUCGAGGAAUUGUGACGAGGGAGGAAGUAUUUGCCCCGAUGGAGUCAAAGUGGAAUGA
Molecule: messenger RNA, 351 nt
Organism: Haemonchus placei
Lineage: Eukaryota; Metazoa; Nematoda; Chromadorea; Rhabditida; Trichostrongylidae
Source: the annotation of a GenBank genome assembly